Messenger RNA from Peronospora matthiolae, 744 nucleotides. NCBI's taxonomy places the organism in Eukaryota, Oomycota, Peronosporomycetes, Peronosporales, Peronosporaceae. The record is from the annotation of a GenBank genome assembly.
AUGGUACACCUUGUGGCUGUACCAGAGACAAUCACGGCAAGUGGCUGUGCUUGUGUCUUUAUUGACACCAUCUUCCGACUUCAUGGGUUGCCCCGUGAACUCGUAUCAGACAGAGAUCCACGAUUCACUGCUGAUUUCUGGCGUUCCGUGUUCAAAUCACUCGGAACGCGCUUGAAGAUGUCAACAUCUGAUCAUCCAGAGUCAGAUGGUCAGACGGAACGUGCCAAUCGUGUCCUUGAAGAGAUACUUCGAGGAUACGUACACUCCUUUAAGAGUUGGAGUGAGUUUUUGCCGAUGGUAGAGUUUGCCAUCAACAACUCGGUGCAUGCGUCCACGACACAUACACCGUUUUACGUGAAUGGCUUGCGCCAUCCGCGUGUACCCACCUUACUAGAGUGUAACUCUGGUUUAAGGGGGGGGGGGACUCGCGCGAGCAAAAACCGAUUUGGUUCACGCUCAUCACGCUCUGACGAAGAAGUCAUUGCGUUUGAUGCCGAUAUCGAUAACAUCGAUAUCGAAGAAGAUGAUGCCAGUGAGAGUGCGGAAGCCCUCACUGAAGACAAUGAUCCCAGUGAGAGUGCGGAAGCCCUCACUGAAGAAAAGGUUGUUGUCGCUGCAGUGCGCUCACAGCACACUGAAGCUAACGAGUCAUCAGAUGAGUUCAUACUGGCUCGUGAAACGGUAGUCCGUUUUGUGCAAGACUCCAUCGCCGAAGCGGUGGAUAAGCAAAAAGCAAAACGCUGA